Oryza brachyantha (malo sina) is the source of this 8932-nucleotide messenger RNA. Its product is annotated as kinesin-like protein KIN-12F. Lineage: Eukaryota; Viridiplantae; Streptophyta; Magnoliopsida; Poales; Poaceae. Gene Ontology annotation, molecular function: ATP binding; microtubule motor activity; microtubule binding. The record is from RefSeq and is a predicted model, not a curated record. Gene Ontology annotation, biological process: microtubule-based movement. The coding region runs from base 47 to 8524 and encodes 2825 amino acids. The transcript has 38 exons.
CAUACGCCGUCUAGCCGUUCUCGUCUUCGCCGCCGCCCCGCUCAGAAUGGUGAGGGAUCUCGGGGCGCUGCGCCGCACGCCGGCGAAGGAUUCGGCCACCGGAGCUGGCAACGACGAGAACGCGCCGGCUGACGCCUCGGACGCGGCGCCCGUCGUCGUCGCGGCCGGCGUGGAGCCCGAUGCGGCGGCGAGGCCGCCCCUCCUCGCGAUCCAGCCGCCGCAGCACUCGGGGCUGAAGCGGAAGCCGGAGUCGCCGGCGCCGACGCCCUCGAAGCUCCCGUUCCGGACGCCGGAGAAGGCGGCGGCUCGGAGCCGGUUCGGGUGGGUCCCGCCGCGGGGCGACGACCCACCGCCUCGUGUGGGCAGCACGCCGUACAGCGCAGUGACGACUCCCGGGAGGCAUCGGGGGAAGUCCGUGGCGGCGCCGGCGGCCUCGGAGGGUGGUGGUGGGUCCACGCAGAGCACGCCGACGAAGAGCGUGUCGAAGCCGGCGUACAGCAUUGGGAUGAGCGCGUCGAGGCCGCCGAUGAGCGGAGGGCAGCGGGGUGCCGGCUUGGGGUUGGGGUUCUCGAUGGCCGCGAGGGGGACGCCCGUGUCCUUUGCUCCGGUGACGGUGGUGAAUACCGCAGAGGUGCCGCAUUUUGAGCUCCGGGAGGAUCCCUCGUUCUGGAUGGAGAACAAUGUGCAGGUUGUUAUCCGUGUGCGCCCUCUAAAUAACACUGAAAAAAACCUCCAUAACUAUAAUCGAUGUUUGAAACAAGAGAGUGCACAGAGCAUCACAUGGAUUGGGCAGCCAGAAAGUCGUUUUACAUUCGACCAUGUUGCUUGUGAAGCAGUGAAUCAGGAAGUGCUUUUCCGAGUUGCUGGUUUACCAAUGGUUGAGAACUGCAUGUCCGGCUAUAAUAGCUGUAUCUUUGCUUAUGGCCAGACUGGAAGUGGAAAGACAUACACAAUGCUUGGCGAAAUCAGUGAGCUGGAAGUGAGGCCUAGUCCAGAUCGUGGAAUGACACCACGUAUUUUUGAGUUCUUGUUUGCAAGAAUCAGAGCGGAAGAAGAGAGCCGUAGGGAUGAGAAGCUAAAAUACAAUUGCAAAUGUUCUUUCCUGGAGAUUUACAAUGAACAAAUCACAGACCUUCUUGAUCCUUCAUCCACAAAUCUUCCACUGCGAGAAGAUAUACGGAAGGGUGUUUACGUUGAAAAUCUAACUGAACUUGAAGUUGGCUGUGUUAGUGACAUCAUAAAACUUUUGAUGCAGGGUUCUGCCAACAGGAAAGUGGCUGCUACAAACAUGAACCGUGAGAGUAGCCGCUCCCAUAGUGUUUUCACAUGUAUCAUUGAGAGUCGGUGGGAGAAAGAUUCAGCGUCUAACUUACGAUUCGCGAGGCUGAAUCUAGUUGAUCUUGCUGGGUCAGAAAGGCAGAGGACAUCUGGUGCUGAGGGUGAGCGGCUGAAGGAAGCUGCUAAUAUUAACAAAUCAUUAUCAACACUCGGCCUUGUCAUAAUGAGUUUAGUUGAUCAAGCACAUGGGAAGCAAAGGCAUGUUCCGUACAGAGACUCAAGAUUGACAUUUCUCCUUCAGGAUUCCCUUGGCGGGAACUCAAAAACCAUGAUCAUUGCAAAUGUCAGCCCUUCAAUGUGUUCCGCUAGUGAAACACUCAGUACCCUGAAGUUUGCCCAGCGUGCUAGGCUCAUUCAGAACAAUGCCAUUGUGAAUGAAGAUGCUUCAGGAGAUGUGCUGGCUUUGCAACAUCAAAUACGCCUUCUAAAGGAGGAGCUUGCUGUCCUCAAGCGUCAACAUGUCACUAGAUCUUUGUCGUUCACUUCUGACAUUUUUGAAAGGUCUGGAGUUGAUGCUGAUGAUGGAGCUGAACGCAUGAAUAUGGAUGAGGAAAAUGAUAAUGAUGCCCAUGACAGAAGAUCCCUGCAAGAUUUAAGUACUUCAAAUAAGCAACUGAGGUUGCUGGAAGAAACACUAGCAGGAGCAUUCAGAAGAGAAUCAAUGGCAGAAACCACUGUAAAACAACUUGAAGCUGAGAUUGAGCAGUUGAAUCGACUGGUUUAUGAGAGAGAGAAGGACACAAGGUGUGCAAAGAUGAUGCUGAAGUUUCGAGAUGAUAAGGUUCACCGGAUGGAGGCUCUUGUUCAUGACAAACUCCCAGCUGAAUCAUAUCUACUUGAAGAAAACAGUGCAUUAUUGAAAGAGAUUGAUUUGCUUCGUGCAAACAUUGACAAAAAUCCAGAAGUAACCCGCUUUGCCCUAGAAAAUAUUCGUCUCUCAAACAAACUCAAGAGUUACCACCAAUUUUGUAAGGAAGGGGAGAGGGAGCUUUUGCUGAAUGAAGUUUCCAACCUUCGGAAUCAGGUCUUACCAAUACUUGAUGGGAGGACAGAAGCUGAGCAACAAAAUAAUUUCCCUGCCAACCUUGAGGAUAAAGAACAUCAUUGCCCAAGUUCAGCAAAUAAUGCUGAAACUUUACAUACUGAGUUGAAAAGGACCUCCCGAGAAUUGGAAACCUGUAGAGGAGAGCUGCAAGUCUGCUUAGAAGCAAAUGGAAAACUAGCGAGGGAAAUAGCUGAUCUACAAAACGAAUUAAGUAAUAUAAUAAACUCAAAUAGAGAGGACCAAACUAAUGCGGUUGAGAAAUUUUCAUCCGUUUUGAACCAAUAUGAUUCUCAUGCACCUGAAAAGAAGGAUCAGUUUUUUCAUGAGGGUUUCACCAUAAACACAGAUGAUAUAUUAAAUCUGCAGCUGGAGUUGGACAUAAUUAAGACAAUACUGGCUGAAGAGAGAACAACCCGUGCAGAAGUUGAGAAAAGAACUACUUGUUUAGGCAACGAGCUAAAAACAGCAAACAUUCGUAUCCUUGAAACAUGUAGGCAGGGUGAGACCAUGCAAAGUGAAUUGAGUGAUGCAAGAUCUGUUAUUGAAGCUCUUGAGUCACAACAGAUUAUGUUGAUAAAUGAACUAGAUGAGCUGAAGGAGACAAAUCAACAAAGCUUAGAACAUCUAAAGAACAGAGAUCUGGAAAUUGCAAGAUUAAAAAAUGAGCUUGAUGUGUACCGCAGGCAAGAUUUUUUGGCUAUGGAAGAGCCAAAAGUGCAACUUCUGAAGUGUUUUGAGAAUGAUGAUUCACCUUUUCAGAUAAAACUGAAAAGAAUGCAAGCUUCACUUGAGAAGGCACGCAACUUAAAUACAAGGUACCAAAGAGAUCAGGCAUCUCACAGUUCUGCUCAGCAAGAAAUGGAUGAAGUCCGUAGACAGGUUGAGGUUGAAACAGCCGAGGUGAUUAUGUGCUUGCAGGAAGAGCUUGUAUCACUCCAACAGCAGUUAGAUGCCAGUACCAAAAAUGAAUUAUUGGCCAACCAAAGACUAGAUGAGGCUCAACUGGAAAGCGAACAGUUGAAUGAUAGGCUACUUGAGUUGAUGAAAGAGAAUGAAUGCUCUUCCGCCUUAAUAAAGGAGAAAGAAAAGAAAAUUGGGAUGUUGACCAGUGAAUGGGAUAGAUUAACUUCUGAUAUUGGAAGCUUCCUUUUAGAUGGAAAUUCAGCUCUUGAUGAAGCUUCUGACCAGGCUGCCUUUAUCUCUGAAUCUAUCUCCCACAGAAAAUGGAUCGGUGAUCAAGUCCAGAAAAUGUGUCAAGGUAUAUCUCAUAGAGACGAGUUACUCAAAGAGCUCCAAAAUCGGUUGAAGGAGGCAGAUGACAUAAGAUGUGACUUGGAUCUGAAGUUAAGGUCCUUAAGAGGAGCAAUGCAGGCUAUAAAUGACACGCAUCAACAAGAGAAGAAUGAUCAAGAAAAAGUUAUGUCUCUUUUAAGAUCACAAAUAUCUAAUGAAGGAAAUGUGCUUCAACAGCAACGUGAAGAGCUUCAAAGGAUACAGCUGUUGUUGGAUGAAUCCAUUGAAACUUCUGUGCAGAAGGAGGUGAUAGAACAAAACUAUAUUUCUUUACAAAGGGUGAUGGGGGAAGAGAUUCAUCGGCUGGAGUUACAAUUAGACCAGUCAAAGAGAGAUUUCACUCAAUUAUUGAGUGAGAUCCAGGACAAGCAACAUGGCUUUGAGAGGCUGAAAAAUGAAGAAAGCACUGUUUUAUUAAAAAUGCUGUCAGAUGUUCUGAAGGCAAAGGGUAUAAUACACGAGUUUGAAACUGGAUUCAAUGCAAUGCACUCAAGCUUUUCUGUGGAUCGUGAAGUGGUCGUUUGCCAAAAUUCAGACUUGAACGUGGAGGAUCGGGUUGGCUGUGAUCCAACUGGAGCCUUCAAAUCUGGGGAGGAGCACAACGGUGAUUCCCUUCGUGAGCUUAGUAAGGAAAUAGAGUGUGUAGUUUGCACACUGCAGAUGCUGCAAUCUCAAAUGGUCAAUCUUCUCCAACAAAAAGAAAACAUGAAGCAGUAUCAUUCCCUAAGUCAAAGAACUAUUAAAGAUGUAAGAGCUGAGGUGCUUCAACUGAAGUCAGAGAUAAUUGACAAGGAAAACUGCUAUCAAGCUAGACUAAAAGAGUUGGAGAUAAAGAUGCAAGAAAAGGAGAAUGACACUGCAGCAUCAUUUAUUUCAUGGCACAACGAAAAAGAGGCACUUGAACUUGAGGUUUCAGAGGCAAAAAGUCUUGCGGUUCAGAAAUCAUUUGAGGCUUCUGCUCUUAUAUCCAAGUUUGAAGAAGCGCAGGCAACUAUAAGUGAUGCUGACACUACAGUCAAGGCACUAGUUGAAGCAAAUGAAAAUGCAAAAUUCCAAAUAGAAAAUUUCAAAGAAAAUGAAGCUUUGUUUCUUUGUGAAAAGGAGAGAUUGCUAACUGAGAUCAGUAGUUUGAAGGUACUGGUGGAGGUGAAGGAUCAAACUUAUGAGGCAUUGGUAAAGAAAUUUGCUGCAAGCCUGCUUGAAGCAAAUGAUGUAACCCUUGAACUUGAAGAUGGCAUUAGACAUUUGCAGAAUUUGCUAUUGGAGAAGCUUGACUUUGUCUCUUCUGAUGUUGAAUGGAUGAAAUCAAAGCUUCAGCAGUUUGCUGAGUUAGCAAGGACUUGGUUAGAGGAGAACUGGUUAGAGAUAAUUGGAAAGGACUGUGCUGUUUCUGUUUUGCAUCUCUGCCACAUGGGGAUUUUGUUGGAGAGAAUUACUGGGCUUAAUGCAGAAAAUGGUUUCCUUCAACGUGGGUUGUGUGAAUCCAAUUCUUUGAUAUCCAAGCUGCGCGAGCACAAUGACAGAUCAAAGAAUGAACUGGAAAUGUGUAGUGUUCUCAAAGGGAAGUUGCUACUUGACAUUAACCAUAAUUUCAGUCGUAUUGCAAAGAAGGAACAAGAAACAACUGAGCUGAACUCAAGAUUAGAUGCUUUUGAGAAGAAGAUUUUGCGCUUACAAGCUCAAGAGGAAGCAAUGUUGGCACGGUCAAAUUCCAUGUAUAAUGAACUUUCUGUAUUGGUGGAAGAGAUUGAUGCUACCAACAAGAGUGCCUUGGCAGCUGAAUCCAAAGAAAAGGAAGAGCUCUGCCACCAAUUAGAUGAAGCUUUGCUUUGCAACAGUAUGUUAAAAGACAUAAUUCAGGAAGAUAUGGAUCCGCUUCAAGUGAAGAAUGCCAUGCCAGCAAAUUAUAUGAAAGGAUGCAGUGAAUUUGAGUUGUGCAGUCGGCUUGCAGAUUAUCGCAAUGAAUUGGUUACUACCAAUACAAUUGCAAAGGAUAUUGAGUCUUUUGUUCUGUCUUCAGAAUUAGUACAAUGCAAAGCACAACUGCAUAAGAAAGAACUCAUGUUUAUUCAUGCCCUUGAUGGAUUGACAACAGAAGUAACUUUGUCUAGAGUUGACCAUGACUUGGGUAGUGCUGUAAUUCUUUCUUUACUUGAGGAUAACAAUAAGACAAUGAUUGAUCUGAAUAACCUUAAGUGGAACAAGGAAAAACUAAUGGGAAACAUACAUGCUCUGAAUGAGGAAAAUCUAAAACUUAGAUCAGUAGUUGGUUCUUUGGAAUCAAGUAUUGAAUCCUUGCAAACGGAACUUGAUGGAAGAACCAAAGCUCUGUUGCAGUUGCAAUACUCCCAUGCAACCAUACUUGAAGAGCUCAACUUGAAAUCCAAGGCCACUGCACUUGGAAUCUCAAGGGAAAAGGAUUUGAAGUUGGAAAAUGAUUUACUGAAAAAUCAACAUCUAGAUAUUGUGUGCAAGGAGCAGAGGAUGGUUGAAUUGGUUUCUAAUAUUGAUGCUGAGAAGCUGUUUGUCACCAUUCAAGGUCGUUUGGAAGAAGUUGCUGAUCAAGUACAGAUGUACACUAGUGACCAAUUGAACAUGGUGACAAAGGUUUCCAGUGAGUUAGACUUCAUUCAAAUGUCCAUCGAAGAGUUGAUUAACCAUAAUGAUUUCCUACAGUCUGAAUUAAUCCGGAAAGAUGAAUUGGCCAAGGGCUUAUCAUUUGAUCUCAGCUUGUUACAGGAGUCAGCAUCGGUUGCAAAAGAUCAAGCAGAUAAACUUAUAAAGUUUACUGAAGCAAUAGAAUCAUUAGAACAUGAGCUUGCUUCUAAAUCACAUGAACUUGAUGAUGCUGUUUCCGGGAAACAAUUACUAGAAACUCAGAUUUUGAAGAGUAAUCAAAGGGUUUCUUCCUUAGAGGAGCAGCUAGCAAAUAAGUUGAAUGAAUUGAAGCUAGCAUAUGUGGAACACGAUGCACUGAGAUCUAAGCUGAACCAUAUUGAAGGGAUCAGUUACACUAUGGAGGAUGAGUUAGCUGAUAAAGAUAAAGCCAUUGAAAGGAUGGAAGAAGAGCUGAAUGCGUUGAGAAGUUUACUUGAUGCCAAGAGCAGCUUUCUUCAAAGUUUGCAGAAUGACUUUGCCAAGCUUUUGGAUGAAAAGAAAUACUGUGAAACUCAGGUUCUGAUCUUGAGCGAGAAGCUGGAGAUGGCGCAGGCAUUGGCAGAUGAAAGUGAAGCAAUUGCUACAGAAGCUAAACAGAUGGCGGAGGAAAGGAAGACACAUGCUGAAGAGAAGGAUGAAGAAGUCAAGCUAUUGGAAAGAUCAAUUGAGGAGCUCGAAAGUACUGUUUGUGCUUUGGAAAAUAAGGUGGACGUCAUUAAGGAAGAAGCAGAGCGUCAAAGAAUGCAGAGAGAAGAAUUAGAACUGGAGCUGCAGAAAGUGAGGCGACAAAUGCUAGCUGUUCCAUCCUCUGGGAAAGCAAUGGGCUCCCUAGAAGGAGAAUUGGUUGAUUUUACUGACUCAUCCAGGAACUCCACAGAGAUAUAUAAUGAGCUACUGGCUGCCCAGGAGAAUAUAAGAAUACUCCAGAAGGAUGUUGCUGAAAAAGAGACAGAGAUUUCUCAGUGCAAGGCACACAUAUCAGAACUAAACAUUCAUGCUGAGGCAGCAGCCCGAGAAUAUAAGCAGAAGUUCAUGGAGCUAGAAGCCAUGGCGCAACAGGUUAAGACUGAUAAUGCAUCUGCAAAUGCUUGUUCCUCGAAACCAGAGAAGAUUAGUUUGAAACCUCGGGGUUCAGGCUCCCCAUUUAAGUGUAUCGGUCUUGGCUUUGUACAACAAAUGAAUUCUGAGAAAGAUGAAGAGCUUAGUGCUGCAAAGCAACGUAUUAUGGAGCUUGAGGGUGUAGCAGCUAGUCGGCAAAGGGAGAUAUUCAUGUUGAAUGCGAGGUUAGCCACAACAGAAAGUAUGACACAUGACGUGAUUCGUGAUAUGUUAGGUGUUAAGAUGAACAUGGCAACUUGGGCGUCACUGGUUGACAAUCAGCAAAAGAUGGACGCACAAGAGUCAACUAUUUCUCACGCUCAUGAAUCUAAAGAGUCCAAUGAGGUGAUGAAGCUGAAGAGCCAGCUUGAUGAAUUUAUUGAAGAGAGACAGAGUUGGCUCGAUGAAAUAAGCCAGCGACAAUCUGAACUUGGAGCGGCUCGCAUUACUAUAGAAAAAUUAAGACAAAAGGAACACUUUUUGGUAGCUGAAAUUGAGUUGCUGAAGGCUGAGAAUGCAAAUGGCAAAGCCAUCAUUUUUAAUCUUGAGGAUGAAGUGAAAAAGCUUACGAGACAGCAGAAUCUUCAGCUGCGAAUCAAUCAUCAUGUGAAAACAAAGGAAGAGAAUACCCUGCUGAAAAAGCAGAAUGAAGAACUAAGUGCAAAGCUGCAGAAGCUAGGUGCAAUUGUUGCCCGUACAAAGGAAGAGCUUGCUCGCUACAGGGUGUCAGACGGGAAAGAUCCAUACCAGCAGAUGGAAGAGGAAGAGCUAUUGAAAAAUAGAUUAAAGGAAAGCGAACAGGAUAGAAACAAACUUGCAGAAAACCUGUCGAGCCUAUGUAUCACCGUUUUGAAGGUCGCUGGAGUUAGAAACCAUGAGACUGAUGCAAGUCUUUUGAAAGCAUUGGAGGCUUUAAAUGAACUCCAACUUCGUAUUGCUUCCAUGGAGAGUGAGGUUGAGGAUCUUAAACUAAAGUGCAAACUAUUGCAUGAAAAUGCCCGUUUAUCAGAGCUCCGGAGCGAGUCAUCUUCUCAUAGCUCAGUGGUGAGGGAAGGUCACUCCAGAUCACCGAGCAUCUCGUCAUUCCGAUGACGCAGCUGACUCAAAUACAGGCGAAGCUAGUGUUGUACAUGUACAUAAUAGUGCUUACUACAUUGUGUUGCUACUUGUUAGUUUACCAGCUAACAACCUACAUGUGCCCCAUGCAUCUCGUGCAGUACAGUUUUGUUUUGUGCGAGUAGGGACAUUAGCCAUGCGUUGCGGAUGUUGUACCUGCUCGCCUAAUUGUAUCAUGUAGAUACAUUGAAAUCGAAUGUAGAUGUAUUCUUUUAAGCAGAACUUGCAGCUGGCCUUGCUGUUUCUUGUACCAUCUUAAACGACACAGUGCAAGUAGUGAUGGUGCUUUUCUUUUUUUUUUUUCCAUUAACCUUAAGGGCUUUUUAUCGUACUUUAAAAGUAUCUUGAGGUACUAAAAUGUACCUUAUGGUACUAAACUUUUAC